This is a messenger RNA of Toxotes jaculatrix (banded archerfish), 2708 nucleotides long. It is a transcript of the gene pacsin3, whose product is annotated as protein kinase C and casein kinase substrate in neurons 3. Gene Ontology annotation, cellular component: plasma membrane; endosome; cytoplasm. Lineage: Eukaryota; Metazoa; Chordata; Actinopteri; Toxotidae. Gene Ontology annotation, molecular function: protein binding; phospholipid binding. The coding region runs from base 547 to 1875 and encodes 442 amino acids. The transcript is spliced from 11 exons. Gene Ontology annotation, biological process: plasma membrane tubulation; regulation of endocytosis; cytoskeleton organization. The record is from RefSeq and is a predicted model, not a curated record.
UUGUGGUGAGAAGCGUCUGAUUACACAGAGACGCUGUGCGGGCAUCGGAGGAGGAAAACUGCGGCUCGGUCUCCUCUGAGGAAGACAGCACACUUUAUUUUAUUUCAUUUGAACUUCUUGCUCAGGGAAAACUUUUUUUUUCUAACUUUUUAACCGAGGAGAGCGGGAAAAAGAGCCGAACCGACGCUUAAACCGUGGAGGAUUUCAGGGCUUCUCCUGGUGUAAAUGGCCGAGGGGGGGCCGACGGAUGACCGCGGAGGAAACUAGCGACAUGUCGCAGUUUGUGGAGGCUUAAAAAAUAAAGCAGGAGCACAGCGGCUUAUUUAUUUAAAACGACGACACAGGUCUGAAUAUCAGGCUGCCGGGGGGAGAGCGGCUGCAGCUCCACGACCAUUUUGGUUUUGGUUUGUUCCUCCAGGCCGGAGAGAACCAGGCCCGCGGAGACAAAGGCUGUCUUCUGUUUGGACAUCUGUCCGUCUCUGUUUUUGUCUCUGAUAAGUCUUUUCUGUAGCCGCCAUCAUUCCGUGCUGUAAGGCCGACCCCAAAAUGUCUUCCAAUGGAGACCUCAGUGACCUGGGGAGCUCUGACAGCUUCUGGGAGCCGGGAAACUACAAAAGGACGGUGAAGCGGAUAGAUGAUGGCCACCGGCUGUGCAACGAGCUGGUCAGCUGCUUCCAGGAGAGGGCGAAGAUAGAGAAGAGCUACGCUCUGCAGCUGAGCGACUGGGCGAAGAGGUGGAGGGGCGUCGUGGAGAAAGGGCCUCAGUAUGGUACUUUGGAGAAGGCGUGGCAUGCCUUCAUGCAGGCGGCCGAUCGGCUCAGCGAGCUGCACCUGGAGCUGCGGGAGCAGCUGGCGGGCGAGGACAGCGAGAAGGUGCGCAGCUGGCAGAAGGAUGCCUUCCACAAGCAGAUGAUGGGAGGCUUCAGGGAGACCAAAGACGCAGACGACGGCUUCCGCAAGGCCCAGAAACCCUGGGUCCGCAAACUGAAAGAGGUGGAGUCCAGUAAGAAGAGCUACCAUCAGGCCAGGAAGGAGGAGUGGACAGCGGCUACCAGGGAAACGCAUGCCAAGGCUGACCCGUCCAAGUCUCAGGAGGAAGUCCGCAAAUACACGGCCCGGGUGGAGCGCUGCAGCCAGGAGGCCGAGAAAGCGAAGGAGCGCUACAAGAAGGCGCUGGAGGAGCUGAACCGCUGUAACCCUCGCUACAUGGAGGACAUGGAGCAGGUGUUCGACCUGACGCAGGAGGCCGAGCGCAAGAGGCUGCGCUUCUUUAAAGAAGUCCUGCUGGACAUCCACACGCACCUCGACCUGUCUGCCAAAGAAGGGUUCAAAGACCUGCACCGGGACCUGGGUCAGACCAUCCGAUCAGCCAGUGACUCUGAGGACCUCAGAUGGUGGAGGAACACCCACGGACCGGGCAUGAGCAUGAACUGGCCGCAGUUUGAGGAGUGGUCUCCGGAGACGAGUCGCUCCAUCAGCAGGAAGGAGCGGGGUGGACACUCUGAGGAGAAUGUGGUCACCCUCACAAACAUCGUCUCCUCAGGCAGAGACAACGUCCCGCCGAGUCCUAUCACCCUGGACACCGGCAGGGUGAAAGAUUACUCUUCAGACUGGUCAGACGAGGAAAGUCCUAAGAAGGUGCUGGCGGUGAACGGCGUGGGGGAAGGGGAGGACGAGGAGGAGCAGGUAGAGGGGGUGCGAGUCCGAGCGCUCUAUGAUUACAUGGGCCAGGAGGCUGAUGAGCUCAGCUUUAAAGCAGGCGAGGAGCUGCUGAAGCUGGGUGAAGAGGACGAGCAGGGCUGGUGUAAAGGACAGCUGAGCAGCGGCCAGGUCGGCCUCUACCCCGCCAACUACGUCCAGGUGAUCGCGUCCUGAUGGACCGCCCCCCCCGUGGUCAUCCAGCCAAUGGUACAACUACACUCAAGAUGCCAGGACAUAUAGACACGCCCUCUGUGAAAACAGACAGUCUUUGGUGACUCACUGUAAAACCCGUCAGCGAGUUUGUUUUUGUUGUUUUUAUUGUUAUUUUAUUAUUUUUUUCUGUUGUUUGAGCUUUUGAAAUCCAGCCAGUGGAAAAGUUCGUUGAAAGGCUGUUUACUCAGCCCGAGGUCAGCGACGUUGUAGUUGGAAAGAAGCUUUACGGGCACAGAGAAAACUCCGGAGGCCUGCAGCCGUGAACAGACAUUAGACUGUAGAAAAACAUGGACGCAAGUUCUGUAACGCCGCCCAUGGAUUUCUGACAGGUCCUGGAUUUUGGUUUUCUGCUCGCCGCCAACAUUUUCAGUUACAGAAGACAGAAAAUCCACAUUUAAUCAAAGACGACGACGUCUGAGCGGAGCUGAGGAGGCUCAAACGUCUGUCAGUCAGUCAAACACGGGCUCCUCUUUAAAGAAACACUUUGACAUUUUGGGACAUUCACUUAUUCACGUCCUUUUUGAGUUAGAUGAGAAAAUCAAUACCUCUCAGGUCUCACAUAAGGCUAAAGACCCAUCUUUCCAAACUUUAUGCUAAGCUAAGCUAACCAGCUGCUGGCUGCGUCUGAUCUUCUGAAUAAGCUUAUUUCCCAAAAUGUUGAAUUAUUUUUAAGCCUUGGUAUUCUCAUCAUUUAUCAGCUCAUUAGAGAAGUGAAAUAAACUUCUUGUGGGGUAAAAAAAAAAAACCUGAGAUCUGGGAUGUAGUUUGGAGGAACUGCAGCAGGAGGCGCCUCU